Phytophthora sojae is the source of this 237-nucleotide messenger RNA. RefSeq lists its product as hypothetical. Lineage: Eukaryota; Oomycota; Peronosporomycetes; Peronosporales; Peronosporaceae. The record is from RefSeq and is a predicted model, not a curated record. The coding region runs from base 1 to 237 and encodes 78 amino acids. The transcript has a single exon.
AUGGGUUUCGCUGACCGGAUCUCAAAACGGCGCGAAGUGGAGCUCGCGCCGAGCACCUUCGAGCUAUUGGAGGAAAUUCUGCCGACCUCCAACAUUGUCGAGCGUCUCUUCAGCGUUGCACGGAUGGUGCUGCGAAAUGAGAUGAAAUGCCUCACCCCGCUAACUCUUGAAAUGAUCCUUUUCCUAAAGGUGAACGGGAGUUACUGGAACGUGUCGACCGUGGACGCGUGCAUCUAG